Messenger RNA from Salvia miltiorrhiza (redroot sage), 492 nucleotides. RefSeq lists its product as uncharacterized. NCBI's taxonomy places the organism in Eukaryota, Viridiplantae, Streptophyta, Magnoliopsida, Lamiales, Lamiaceae. Bases 1 to 492 code for a protein of 163 amino acids. The record is from RefSeq and is a predicted model, not a curated record. The transcript has 2 exons.
AUGCCACUGAGGCGUGCGGCGUUGACGGGUGUGUGGCUGGGCAGGCUGGAUGGCAGCGCUGACACGACGCCCGUGACGGGUGGCGGUGCUGGCAACGCUGACGGAGGCGUGGCUGGGCGGGGUGGACGGGCUGGCAGCGCGGCAGCGCUGGCGGACUGGCAUGCCACCGAGGCGUGCGGCGUUGACGGGUGCGUGGCUGGCGGGGUGUGGCUGUCGGUGCUGGCAGCGCUGACGGGGUGGGCUGCGGUUCGGGGUGGCAGCGCUGGCGGGUGGCAGCGCUGCCGGGGGCGGGCUGGGCUCGGCGCUCGCAGGGCUGGACUGAGCGGCGCUGAGUUCGGCAGUGCUGGGCUGGACAGCGCUGAGCUGAUCAUCACUGAUUUCGGCAAUGCUCGCAGGGAUGAAUUGAGCCGCGUUGGGCUGGGCAGCGCUGCAUUCGGUGGAGCUGGGUUCGGUAGAUCUGGACUCUGCAGCGCUGCACUUGUCAAAGGUUAA